This is a messenger RNA of Microplitis demolitor, 989 nucleotides long. Its product is annotated as RNA transcription, translation and transport factor protein. The coding region runs from base 136 to 885 and encodes 249 amino acids. The record is from RefSeq and is a predicted model, not a curated record. Gene Ontology annotation, molecular function: RNA binding. Lineage: Eukaryota; Metazoa; Arthropoda; Insecta; Hymenoptera; Braconidae. Gene Ontology annotation, biological process: tRNA splicing, via endonucleolytic cleavage and ligation. Gene Ontology annotation, cellular component: tRNA-splicing ligase complex. The transcript has 4 exons.
ACUAUCUACAAUUUACAUAUGAUUUAAGUAAGUUUCAUAUGUGAGCCGGUGAAACGAAUUUAAUUUUUGUUAUACGUUAUUUAAAUUUUUUUAUAUAAAAUAUAAUUUUUAAACGAGGUAACAUAUAUAUAGAAUAUGUUCAAACAAAAACUUAAAGCUCUAGAUUAUAUGUACUGGGAUAAGGUUAAUGCUAAUGAAGUAACUUCAGAUACUGAGCACUUCCGGAAAUUGGUCAGCUGGUUGGAAGACCAGAAAAUAAGACACUACACCAUUGAAGAUCGUGCUGGCCUGAGAGAAAUCAGCAGCUCCAAUUGGAACAAAAGUUUCGACAAAUAUAUUCAAGAUGUUGGGUGUCCGGUCACCUCAUCAAAUCUAGACAAACUCGAAUGGCUGAUCGGUCUGGCUGUGAGACUCGAGUAUGAAGAUAAUUUAAACAAAUACCAGAAGGUGACGAAAGACAAGUCAGUAAAUGACGCAGUACCCAGCGUUAAAUCAACCAACCCAUUGGAUAACUUAGACUUUGAAAGCAAUGAGUUUAAAAAUAGAGUCAGCUCGUUAGCAAAAUUACUCAAAAUUCCCCAACAUCCAGAUCAUCGGGUAACACUCGAAGCCUGCAGUAAAUACGUAGUACAGAGAUUAAAUCCCAACGCGUUGAAAAAUCCUUCGAGUGUCGUGAUAAAGGGAAAACCGUUCCCAAUAAUGGAAACGGACAUGGGCUUCGACAUGGGUGACAAAGUAUUAAACAACACAGCAAAGGCUCUUAAUUUGUUGUACAUCCAAGAUCUUAGAAACCUCCAGACAGGAAUAAAUGAAGCGAUCGUCGCCGUGCAAAAUAUAACCGCUGAUCCUAAGACUGACACCAGAGCUGGAAAAGUUGGCAGAUAAAUUUAUUCAAAAUACUUCAACUACCCGCAUCACUGCUUAGUUAAGUUCUGUUAUAUUAUAAUUAUAAUCAUUCUUACAAGUCACUAGAUUUAAAUUGCAUUCAA